UAUAUCGCUGGGCUCGUGGAAAACUGCAGGCAACGAUAGAACAACCAUUUCAGGGAAGGUAUAUAUUUGAAUUCCGACAUACUACAUAAGUCAUGCCCCAGAACGCACUGGUGACAAUCAGAUUUGGUCCCUAUGAAUCGAGCGGUUUGGUAGAACACAGAAUACUUCGAUUGCAGGGUUUGCAAGCUGUUCUCCAAGCAGAUGGGCACCGCUGCAUCCUAGAGGAAAUAACAGAUUGGAAUACUGUUGAACUUAUUGUGAAUGGAGAAAACAUUUUCCACUGUAAUAUUAAGGAUCUUGAAUUUGGAGGAGAUGGCUUACUGGAUCCACUUUGCCAAGCUGCUCGAGAAGCUGUGCUGAAGGCUUACUAACAGAAUAAAUGUCAUGAACCAAUUAUUUUUUGUUACUAUUACAGAUUAACUU
This is a messenger RNA of Protopterus annectens (West African lungfish), 423 nucleotides long. RefSeq names its product chromosome chr14.part0 C10orf53 homolog (gene CCHR14.PART0H10orf53). The record is from RefSeq and is a predicted model, not a curated record. NCBI's taxonomy places the organism in Eukaryota, Metazoa, Chordata, Ceratodontiformes, Protopteridae. The transcript has 3 exons. Bases 93 to 371 code for a protein of 92 amino acids.